AUGACCGAAACUUUGGGUAUUCUUUUUCAAGAGUGCGAAUCUAAGACUCAUGAUUAUGAAAAUUUAUGCAUUGAUUCACAAUCGUUUAGAAUGGAGAGUUUAUUAAUAAUUGCAACAAUACUCAGAACUGGAUUUGUCAUAAUCUCUUACGGAACCAAGGUCCCAGCAGGAAUUUUUAUACCUUCUAUGGCAGUAGGUUCUACUUUUGGUAGAUUUCUUGGUCUUUGUAAGGCUUUGCUAAUUCAUAUCCAGAAUUUCCAUUAUUCGCAACAUUGUGUUACACUAGGAAUGUAUGCAUUUUUGGGAGCUGCAGCUGCACAGGUUUGUGUAGUUGUCAUUAUGUUUGAAUUAACAGGUGCUUUAACUUAUAUUUUGCCAACAAUGAUUACUUUUAUGGUUACAAUGCUUGUUGGUGGCUUGUUUGUUAAAGACGUACUGCUGAACGGAUUUCCAUUUUUGGAUAAAGAAGAAUAUUCUUUUGGAGUUUCCACUAUGAGAAAGCAUGACUUAGUAAUGACUGCUUCUGAUACAAAAUUAAGUCAGAUUGUUCCAGUUGUACAAGAUAAAACUGGUAUGACGUUAUUAGGUUAUAUUGGAAGAGUAGAAUUAAAAUAUGCUAUAGAUAAGGCGAAGAGAGUUCGUGGGGCUUCAAAUGCCCUAUGA
Molecule: messenger RNA, 663 nt
Organism: Funneliformis geosporum
Lineage: Eukaryota; Fungi; Glomeromycota; Glomeromycetes; Glomerales; Glomeraceae
Source: the annotation of a GenBank genome assembly